Molecule: messenger RNA, 774 nt
Organism: Penicillium hordei
Lineage: Eukaryota; Fungi; Ascomycota; Eurotiomycetes; Eurotiales; Aspergillaceae
Exons: 1
Coding region: 1-774 (257 amino acids)
Source: RefSeq, a predicted model, not a curated record
AUGGAUUCUAUCAAAACUAUGUCCAAUGCAAUAUACAAUGAUGGAAAUUUAGAUGCUUUAGAGGAGCCUGAAGAUGUGACUGAGUAUAUCAUUUUCUCUAUUGAUACGGCUACGCACGAUCGUGACUUCCUAGAUCCGAACAACGAACCAAAGCUUUCUAUCCGCACUACAUUCGAUCAAAACAUCAAUUCACUAGCCGUCAAAAUAGUGGUUCAAGAACACGAAGAGUUGUCUUAUGCUAUCAAUGCGGCUAUUUCACGAUCGGUGGCUUCGAUGGGGCUUGAAAGAUCGAUCUACCACUACGGUAGCACCACGAUUCCUGUGGCCAACGGUCACAAGCAACCAGAUGCGGCAUGGGGCCCAAGACCACCACCAAAUGGAAGCCCACGAAGACCAACCGUGGUAGUUGAAGUAGCAAUCUCUGAAACGUACGCCAAGUUGCUUCGUGAUACCAACCGGUGGCUCGACCCAAUCGAUGGUCUCGCGAAGGUCGUGCUAGCCAUAAAAGCAGACCGACGGCGGCCCAGGAUUACCAUCGAAAGAUGGCAGUACGAUAGUGCCAAGGCAGAGAACGAAAAUGUCCAAACCGUCGAGAUCAUCGAAAGCAGUGAAGGUGACAAAGUCACAGUGACCGGUGGCCCACUCCUCAUUCCCUUCCACCUUUUUUUCCUCAGACCUGCAGAACCUUCUAAAGAGGCCGACAUACUCAUUCAUGAGCAGGAGAUCAAGGAGAUCGCCCAGUUAAUCUGGGAAAUUCAGUUUACGGCGUUUUGA